This is a messenger RNA of Musa acuminata subsp. malaccensis (wild Malaysian banana), 3284 nucleotides long. RefSeq names its product tRNase Z TRZ3, mitochondrial. Gene Ontology annotation, biological process: mitochondrial tRNA 3'-end processing. NCBI's taxonomy places the organism in Eukaryota, Viridiplantae, Streptophyta, Magnoliopsida, Zingiberales, Musaceae. The record is from RefSeq and is a predicted model, not a curated record. Gene Ontology annotation, molecular function: 3'-tRNA processing endoribonuclease activity. Gene Ontology annotation, cellular component: mitochondrion.
CAAAUCGGCCUUGCCGCGUCCCCAAUCCGUUCCUGCUUGCCCUCUCCAUGCUCCGAACGCCGACCCUUGAAAAGGAAGCACGGAAGAGAGCAAUAGAACACAAUGCCACCACCCAGCCUUAGGCUCCUCUUCCCAUCCUCCUCCCCCCUCUCUAAAAGCUCCUUCCUUGGGUACUCUUUAUCCCGUUCCCUCUUCUGCAUUCCCAGGCCGCCCCUAACCCCCCGUUCCCCUCUCACUGCCCUCUGCUACUCCGGUGCGAGGCGUAGAAGGCCCACCGGCGGCGGCGGCGGCGGAAGAAAGACCUCUGGCGGUGGAGGUAGCCGUGGUGGAGGUGUUUUCCAUCAGAGGCGUCGGGCAAGCACGCUAAGGGAAGAAAGAGACCGGGCGAGAGCGCCUGAGAUGGAGGGGAAGGAAGAAACUUUAGGGUUUAACAAAAGAAGGGCGGAAGGGCGGGACAAGAGCGACAAACCGAAGGCUCUUCAACUCAAGACCCGGAAGCUGAAUCCUGUUAACACAAUAUGUUAUGUUCAGAUUUUGGGAACUGGGAUGGACACACAGGAUACAUCGCCAUCAGUUUUGCUGUUCUUUGAUAAGCAGAGAUUCAUCUUUAAUGCUGGUGAGGGAUUACAGAGAUUCUGCACGGAGCACAAGAUAAAGUUAUCAAAGAUAGAUCACAUUUUUCUUACACGUGUCUGCUCAGAAACUGCAGGGGGACUUCCAGGUCUUCUGCUCACUUUAGCAGGGAUUGGAGAAGAAGGAAUGUCGGUCAACAUAUGGGGGCCCUCUGAUCUUAACUAUCUAGUUGAUGCAAUGCGUUCAUUCAUACCAAAUGCUGCGAUGGUUCAUGCACAUAGCUUUGGAGUGACAGUGAAUGGUGAUGGAACUAUGCUCUCAAGUUCUCAGUUUGGCAAGUUUCGAGAUCCAAUUACUAUAAUUGACGAUGAGGUUGUCUGUAUAUCUUCCAUACCCUUAAAUCCAAACUAUUCCAAUGGAUCAAUUCCGAAGCCUGGUGACAUUGCUGUGAUUUAUGCGUGCGAAUUACCUGAAAUAAAGGGAAAAUUUGAUCCUGUUAAAGCUGCAGCUCUUGGGCUGAAACCUGGGCCAAAAUAUCGUGAAUUGCAACUUGGGAACUCAGUCAUGUCAGAUCGCCUCAACAUUACGGUUCAUCCAAGUGAUGUUCUUGGCGCAUCAUCCCCUGGUCCUAUUAUACUUCUGGUGGAUUGCCCCACAAAGUUUCAUAUGGCUGAACUACUGUCAGCAGAAUCGCUUAAUUGUUACUAUAGAGAUUCUGACCAUCAGCCAAAAGAGAAUACUAAAACCGUGAAUUGUGUGAUUCACCUGGGUCCAGCUAUUGUGACAAAAAGUGCAGACUAUCAAAAAUGGAUGAAAAGAUUCAGCACUGCACAACACAUCAUGGCAGGGCAUGAAAUAAGAAAUAUGGAAAUUCCUAUCUUGAAAUCUAGUGCACGAAUUUCAUCACAGCUCAACUAUUUAUGCCCUCAACUCUUUCCAGCUCGUGGAUGUUGGUCUUCUCAGCAGACAAAUGACCUAUCUUUGGAAUCCAAUGAACUAUGUGAGGAUUCUUCUUCAACACUAUGUGAAAUCAUUCAAGCUGAAAAUCUUCUUAAGUUUCAUUUGCGUCCAUACUCUCAACUAGGUUUGGACAGGUCUGCUAUUCCAGACUCCCUCAAUCAUGAGGAGGUUAUUGCAAACCUUCUCUCUGAAAUCCCUGAAAUAGCAGAUGUUUCUAAGAAUGUCAACCAGUUUCAGCAAAGUUCUGCUGAAGUUAAACUAUCUAAGUCUGAAAAGGAUGACAAUUGUAUCAUGGUGGAAGAACCGUGGUUAAGUGCAAGUUCUUCUGUUAAUAAUGUUCAUGCAGAAAAAGAAGGGAGAGAUUCAUCUGAAGAGGAUAUUCCUUGUUUGAAUGAUAGAUGGAAUGAUAAUCUUAAAGAUGAACAUGAUAUUCCUGCUUGCUUGGAGAACAUAUCAAGGGAAGACAUGGAGAUAGUCCUUCUGGGUACUGGUUCAUCACAACCAUCCAAAUACCGUAAUGUCAGUUCUAUAUUUGUUAAUCUUUUCUCCAAGGGAAGUUUACUUCUUGAUUGUGGUGAAGGAACUCUAGGACAGCUGAAAAGAAGAUUUGGCAUAAAAGGGGCUGAUGAUGCUGUCAAAGGUUUGAAGUGCAUAUGGAUUUCCCAUAUCCAUGCAGACCAUCAUACUGGCCUAGCCAGAAUACUAGCUCUCCGGUGUCAGUUGCUGAAGGAUAUACCCCACAAACCUUUACUCGUGAUUGGGCCAAGACCAUUGAAGAGAUUUCUUGAUGCAUAUUCUAAACUUGAGGAUCUUGAUAUGCAGUUCUUGGAUUGUAGGCACACUUUAGAGGCAUCGAUGGAUGAUUUUCAUGGUUCUCUUGAUUCUAGAGGUCAAUUUCCUGAAAAUUCAGAUAGAGAGGGUUCAGAAGCAGAGAAUAUUGCAUCACGUCGUGUUGAAUCUAGUUUAUUCGCUCCACAGAGUAAAAUGCAGAGCUAUUGGAAGAGACCUGGGAGUCCAGUUGAUACUGCUGUUGCUCUGCCAGUUUUAAUGAGAUUGAAGGAACUGCUCUCCGAAGCAGGUCUCGAAUUUUUAUACAGUGUCCCUGUUGUACACUGCCCACAGGCAUUUGGUGUUGUUUUAAAGGCUGCAGAGAGGCCUAAUAGUUUGGGAAAAACUAUUCCAGGGUGGAAGCUUGUCUAUUCGGGUGAUACUAGGCCUUGUCAGGCACUGAUAAAUGCAUCUCGUGAUGCAACACUUCUGAUUCAUGAGGCAACAUUUGAGGACACCAUGGAAGAUGAAGCGAUUGCAAAGAACCAUAGCACAACAAAGGAAGCGGUUGGAGUUGGCAAAUCAGCGGGUGCAUUUCGUGUUGUCUUGACCCAUUUUAGCCAGAGAUAUCCAAAAAUUCCCGUGUUCAAUGAGGCCGACAUGCAGAGAACUUGUAUUGCUUUUGACUUGAUGACUGUCAACCUCGCAGAUCUACCCAUGCUUCCAAAGUUCCUUCCUUACCUCAAAGUACUAUUUAGAAAUGAAAUGGUGGGUGAUGAAUCCGAUGAUGUUCAUGAGUCUUUCAUUUAUUAAAGACUUUUGUAAGUUUAUGCUGGCCUCAUUUAUUUUAUAUAGGCUUAUUUAUGCAAUUUGAUUUGCAUGUUUCCCAUUUUCUAGAGCCACAGCAUUGUCUUCAGUUUCGUAUUCUUGCAAGGGAAACAGCUAAAAUAUUUUUAAUGAUAAAAGCAGCAGAAGUUUGAUCA